AUGAUUCGAGUCGCGCCUCAGUUCAUCAUUCUACAGCUCGCGCACAAGCUCUCCCGCGAAUUCGAGGUGUCCCACAGUGAAAGGUCUGCGCAGAAGACCCUGGACAGGCAUUCGAAUGCGCGGUGCGCACGAAACGCGAAAUCCGUCGAGUCGCGGGCUUCUGACCAAUUUUACGAGCCCAUCCGACCAAUAUCGCAGGUCGCAUCGCGGAAGGACGCCACCGAUGCAUUAGGACUCAUGCGACUUCAUGAGACUGAAGGGACUGUCGUAGGAGGCUCGUCGCCAUUGCUGAUGGCGAACAGAGAUCUACGAGAAGAGCUCAUUGCCACGGACCAUGUUGGUGUUUGA
This is a messenger RNA of Ustilago hordei, 348 nucleotides long. RefSeq lists its product as uncharacterized. The coding region runs from base 1 to 348 and encodes 115 amino acids. The transcript is spliced from 3 exons. The record is from RefSeq and is a predicted model, not a curated record. Lineage: Eukaryota; Fungi; Basidiomycota; Ustilaginomycetes; Ustilaginales; Ustilaginaceae.